Messenger RNA from Coccidioides immitis RS, 1465 nucleotides. Its product is annotated as mitochondrial dicarboxylate carrier protein. The transcript has 2 exons. Gene Ontology annotation, biological process: transmembrane transport. Gene Ontology annotation, molecular function: oxoglutarate:malate antiporter activity. The record is from RefSeq and is a predicted model, not a curated record. NCBI's taxonomy places the organism in Eukaryota, Fungi, Ascomycota, Eurotiomycetes, Onygenales, Onygenaceae. The coding region runs from base 1 to 1005 and encodes 334 amino acids.
AUGACCUCCACAUCUCUAAAAGAGACGGCUUCCGCAGCUGCCUCCGAGGCCCCAAGAGAAGCAAAAGCGGCCGUUGAGAGCUCCCCCGGAAGAGCUUCAUCCGUAUUUCAGUCCCCAUUCGUACGUGCGGCCUUGCCUUUCGUCAAUGGCGGUCUCGCAGGUAUGACGGCCACCACUUGCAUCCAGCCUAUCGACAUGGUCAAAGUUCGACUGCAGCUCGCAGGUGAGGGUGCCAGAACCGGCCCUCGACCUUCAGCGCUGGGUAUCACAAGAGACAUCAUUGCUUCUGGCAGAGUGCUUGACUUGUACACUGGACUAUCAGCUGGCCUCUUACGACAGGCAGUUUACACUACCGCGCGCCUCGGGUUCUUUGACACCUUCAUAGCUAUGCUGAACAGCCGUGCUGCGGCUUCUGGAACUAAAGUGACUUUUGGCGAGCGUGCUGCAGCCGGGUUGACAGCGGGUGGAAUCGCUGCGAUGGUUGGAAACCCCGCCGAUCUCGCGCUCAUCCGCAUGCAGUCCGAUGGAUUGAAGCCCAAAGAGGCCAGAGCCAACUACCGCUCCGUCAUAGAUGCCCUGGCCCGCAUUUCCAAAUCCGAAGGAAUCACCGCCCUCUGGGCUGGAGCUUUCCCGACGGUAGUCCGGGCAAUGGCGCUGAACUUCGGUCAAUUGACUUUCUUCUCCGAGAGCAAAUCCCAGCUUCAAGCCCACACAAACCUUUCUCCGCAGAACAGAACUUUUGCUGCAUCGGCAAUCGCCGGAUUUUUUGCUAGUUUCCUAUCGCUGCCAUUUGACUUUAUCAAAACUCGCCUCCAAAAGCAACAGAAAGACCCCAAGACCGGGCAACUGCCGUACAAGGGUGUCUUCGACUGCGCCAGGAAGGUUGUGCGCGAUGAAGGCUGGUUAAGAUUUUAUCGUGGCUUUGGAACUUACUACGUUCGGAUUGCGCCCCAUGCCAUGGUGACCCUGAUUGUCGUCGACUAUCUCAACCUGUUGACAUCAUAAAGUCAACUUCGAAUUUCAUGACUCUCCCUCGUCUGUGACGAUCGAUUGCCGAAUCUAUCUCCCUGCAUAUUAUCCAGUUGAAGUGGGCUCCUCCAGACAUGACAGCAAACCAAAUAACGAUGAAAACGGACUCGAUAACGCGAGAAAAAAAAAGGAGCAGGAAAAGAAAAAAUAUAUUUAAUAAAAAUAAAAAAUUUCCCUUGAAAACAGCCAAGCUGGACAAGUCCAAAGUGACGACUUCGUUUGAGUUUAAUAUGCAGCGAUAGAGAUUAUUUUCCUUUGUCUCUUAUUCGCAGGAGCAACUUAUAUCACUGUAGUGAUUUGAUGAUCUACUUGGUCUUGUGUGCGAUAAUUAAGACUUCCACUUGUUUGCUUUUCUAUCUGAUAUCACUAUACCAUGACUCGCCUUAGGGAUUAUUCUCAUUAUAACUUUUCCAAUGAAAUUGAAUUGACAAUUUAC